AUGACCUUACAGGAACGGCCUAUGUUGACUCUAAAUGUCAACGAGAAACCUAUUAAGGGCCUAUUAGAUACUGGAGCUGAUCGCUCCAUUAUUUCUCAAAAGGAUUGGCCUGGCUCCUGGCCCACAAAUGUGGCGGAGCAAAGCCUGCAAGGGCUGGGGUUUGUUCACGCCCCGAAAGUCAGCACCUCACUAUUGAAUUGGCGAGAUGAGGAAGGUCAUACUGGCCAAUUCCAACCCUUCGUACUCCAAUUGCCUGUGUCCCUCUGGGGAAGAGAUGUCUUGACAGACAUGGGCAUUACAUUAACCACUUUAUAUUCCCCAAAGGCCCAGUCCAUGCUAUUGAAGCAAGGCUACAUCCCAGGAAAAGGCUUGGGCAUCAAUCUACAAGGCAGAGCAACACCGCUUCGAGGUGCUCCCAAACAAGAUAGAGAGGGCCUGGGUUUUUCCUAG
Cavia porcellus (domestic guinea pig) is the source of this 450-nucleotide messenger RNA. RefSeq names its product endogenous retrovirus group K member 7 Pro protein-like. Gene Ontology annotation, biological process: proteolysis. NCBI's taxonomy places the organism in Eukaryota, Metazoa, Chordata, Mammalia, Rodentia, Caviidae. The record is from RefSeq and is a predicted model, not a curated record. Gene Ontology annotation, molecular function: nucleic acid binding; aspartic-type endopeptidase activity. Bases 1 to 450 code for a protein of 149 amino acids. The transcript has a single exon.